Bombyx mori (domestic silkworm) is the source of this 759-nucleotide messenger RNA. Its product is annotated as transcription initiation factor TFIID subunit 10. The coding region runs from base 307 to 696 and encodes 129 amino acids. The transcript has 2 exons. Gene Ontology annotation, cellular component: transcription factor TFIID complex; SAGA complex; nucleus. Gene Ontology annotation, biological process: transcription initiation at RNA polymerase II promoter. Lineage: Eukaryota; Metazoa; Arthropoda; Insecta; Lepidoptera; Bombycidae. Gene Ontology annotation, molecular function: promoter-specific chromatin binding; RNA polymerase II general transcription initiation factor activity. The record is from RefSeq and is a predicted model, not a curated record.
CAAUUGAAAGAGAUUGUUCGUUCCUAAUUAUUGCGUUAGUACGCUUUCAAUCAAAUUGUAAUCAGACAUUAGUUUGGGAAUAUGUAGUGUUUGCUAAUAAAGUUUCUGAAAGUACUUUUUACGACUCACUCAGCAACACUCGUCCAAUCAAACUUCAAAGUGCUGGCCUAAAAGUCUAGAUACCAGGCCAUAAACUCCAAAAAAAAAACUUUAAAGUGCUGAGUGUACUAAAGUAAAUGGUUUUUUAAAUUGCAAUAAUUGUUAAAUGUAAGAAAAGCAUUAAUUAAUGAAAUUUUCACUAAAGCGAUGCAAAUGAGCCGUAUCGGUUCACCAUCGGUCGGUAUGGACGACGACGGUUGCGCAGGACACGCUUUAGGCGACUUCCUUCUUCAGCUUGAGAAUUAUAAUCCAUCCAUACCCGAUUCCGUGGUCGCAUAUUAUUUGAAUUUAACCGGAUUCGAGUCACAGGAUCCGAGACUUGUCAGAUUGAUCGCAUUGGCAUCACAGAAAUUCUUAUCUGACAUUGUAAAUGAUGCACUGCAGCACUGCAAGAUGCGUACGUCGAAUCAAAUAAAUCAAAGCUCCAAAAACCAGAAGGGACCCAAAGAGAAGAAAUAUGUCAUGACCAUGGACGAUUUGGCUCCCGCGUUACAAGAGUAUGGCAUAACAGCAAAGAAACCGCACUAUUUUGUUUGAAAUACAUGAAAUCAAUAUUUGAAAUUGUUUUACUUUAAAAUAAAUGUUUAAUGGUGUACAGUC